Molecule: messenger RNA, 2263 nt
Organism: Astrephomene gubernaculifera
Lineage: Eukaryota; Viridiplantae; Chlorophyta; Chlorophyceae; Chlamydomonadales; Astrephomenaceae
Source: the annotation of a GenBank genome assembly
AGCCACGCCACGUGCGGCGAGGCUAACGAAAGUACUUCCUUGCCUGGAAAGUAGUCCUAGCAGAGCCUUUGGCUUGCUGCUGCUGUUUUUUGUUUCGUUGUUUGGUAUAGAGCUACCGCUUUCCGAGCUGGGCACCAUGGGAAAGGAUGAUCAAGGCGCGGGUGACCCGCUCGACAACGUGCUCUAGUGCAGCGGCUUACGUCGGCUCAGCGUGUGGCCGUGGUUCAAAGCAGUUGCCAGCUUGUUGCUGACCGAGCGUCAAGGUUUGCCUCCUGGCGCACCUGUAAAGGAACACAGGAACGCUAGGCUAGGGAUUAGAUACUCAACAACAGCUGCUCCCUUUCACCCGUCUUUGCUGGGUACGACGACAGCUGGUCGCUUUUGCCCGUCAAACCCUCUGCAUGAUUACAGCUGCUCGCUUAAUCCGUAUGUUGCUCUGCAUGCUUGCUGACUUCCGGUGUUUCUGUAUAUGAUAACCCGCUGUAGUGACGUGCACCUUCCAAAUGGCCAUGGUGCGGACGCGGUGUCCUUUGUUCGGCGAGCCACCCCAGAAGACGGCCCCAUGCUGCGCGCCGCCGAACAGCGCCUCAAACAGUUUGUGCUGAGCGAUGCUGAAGUAGCUCCUGCAGCAAACAGCGACAGCCACCAACGGCUGCACGUUGCCGGCGGCCAUCAUGGCGACCCCGUCCGUGCGUGGGUCACCACAAUCGAUUCCAUCACCGGAGCCAGCACGGACAUUCACCUGCGCCCUGGAACCGCGCCGCCGUACGUACACAUGGCGACGCCGCCUACACCCGAGCAGACGAUCCAGCUCUUCACGCUGUCAGCAGAACAGGGCGUAGCGUUCUUGCUUAUCCACCGCGCAUUCAUGGCUGACAUCCAGCACCAACCGCAGCCGCCGCUGCACCUCAUGGUGGUGGGCGGUCCGGGUACUGGCAAGAGCCAGACCAUUAAGGCCGCUCUGUGGCACAUCUUCCAGCACGGGCACCGCGAUUGGCUAGCCACAACCGCUUACACCUGGUGCGCGGUGAUCACGGUCAACACUCCCUACCACCGGGGGCUGUCGACCAGCACCAUGUUCCAAUUGGGAUGGGGCCGAGGUCGUCAGCAACAAUCCUCACGCGCUGGCGAACAGGUACGAAAGAAUGUUCCCGGAGGUGCCGUAUCCUUCGAUGAGCUUAGCUUCCUAAGCCUGCAGCACCUAGGGCAGAUCAACGCAUCGGCCAGCAGGCACCUCUAGCGACCUCCCCACCUGUCCCGGAGUGGUGCCGGCUACAGCAUGCUUGCUGGUCGGCACGUCAUCAUGUCCGGCGACAUCCUUCAGCACAGGCCGCCCAACGGCAGGCCACUUUACACGUUUGCAGAGGGCCUGGAGAAGGACCGCAACUACCUCGCUCGGCUUCGAAGCGGCGACACCACAGCCCCACGCGGAAUCCCGCCGCUGCCAAAACAGAAGAAGCCCAGGCCGCCCACCCGUGAAGAAGAGGCUGGCCUGGACUUCUACCGCGCCAUCGCUUUCAUUAUACUGCUCUCCAAGCAGCAACGCCAGGACGACACGCCAAGCGGCCGCCUGCUAACACGGCUAGCAAGUGUAUUCAGCGGCGGCCAGGAUGUCAACCGGAGAACGAUCGAAGAGCUCGUCCGCCAGUUGAAUAGCCGCGUCGUACCCGACCUGGCUGCUCUCGGUUCCAGCGACCCACGGGUCGUCCUGCAGCGAAACCAACCCCGGCACGGCCUCAACAUCCGUCUCAUCAAGCUGCAAGCAGCACACCAGGGGAGGCGGCUGGUCGUGUGGAAGGCGCGUCACGCUCGUACGGGGCACAACGCACUCCCGCUCAAUGAAGCAGGCCAGCGCGCCGCUUCUAUGGCGCCUGACGAGGGCUAUGAACAGUUCACGCCUGACACCUGGUACUUCGAGGGCGCCAAAUUCCUCGUCCUGGACAAUAAUGGCCCUGAUGCCGGCAGUUGCCACAACAACACUGUGGUGACGUGCGGCCUGUUGACGGACAAGGAGGAGCCAGAUGACACGGGAGAGGGACCUUACAGGCGCCUGCAGUUCGUCCCCCGUGCGGUAUUCGUACGGCCCGCUGCCGGGAACACCGACCUCUCCGUCCUUCGCGGCCUGCUUGACUACGACGAGACUCGUGCCGCCUUUGUGGUUACCCCACGGUGGAGCGGCGCCCAAAAGGUGGUAUUCCCUGACCGUACGGUUGUCAGCGAUGGUGAGCCCGCUGUCAACUCGGCCAGCCUCAAGCGCUUUAAC